AUGCGUUUCCUCGCUGUUUUCGCUCUCAUGGCCAGUGUCGUUGUGGCCAGACCUGCUGAAGCUAACAUUCAGGCAUCAUGCCAGGGUGUAUGUCUCCUAGUCCUAUCGCCAUUGAAUGUUGGCGACUACUGCAAUAACAAUGGCACCGCCGGGCCCUUCUCGUGCUGCACACCUCUCAAGUGUGGAAAUAACUUCGUAAGUUGCCAAUGCUAUCAC
This is a messenger RNA of Aspergillus bombycis, 216 nucleotides long. RefSeq lists its product as uncharacterized. The record is from RefSeq and is a predicted model, not a curated record. Lineage: Eukaryota; Fungi; Ascomycota; Eurotiomycetes; Eurotiales; Aspergillaceae. The transcript has 2 exons. The annotation marks the transcript as partial.